Molecule: messenger RNA, 1973 nt
Organism: Python bivittatus (Burmese python)
Lineage: Eukaryota; Metazoa; Chordata; Lepidosauria; Squamata; Pythonidae
Gene: IL17B
Product: interleukin 17B
Biological process (GO): inflammatory response
Cellular component (GO): extracellular region
Molecular function (GO): cytokine activity
Source: RefSeq, a predicted model, not a curated record
GGCAUCUGCAGAGCCUUUGCUCACCCACCCGCCGCCGAGAUGGAGUGGGCUCCCAAGCUGUUGCUUUUCUGUGCUCUCUGCCUCUCCUUGGCCCUGGAGGCCACCCCAGCAUCAAAAGAGCAAAGCAGGGGAACAAAAGGAAGAAGGAGAGGCACAGCCAAAGUCAGGGAACAACAUCUGCGGGCACAGGAAUCCUCGCCUGACCCUGUGCUGAGGGUAAAUCUGGGGGCCCUCACAGACUACACCUUCGUGGAGGAUUAUGAGCGGAGCAUUCAGGAGAUGGUUAACCAGCUGCGGAAUAGCUCUGAGCUGCUGGACAGUAAAUGCCAGGUCAAUCUGAGGCUCUGGAUGUCGAACAAGAGGAGUUUGUCUCCAUGGGCCUAUAGGAUAAAUCAUGAUGCAUCCCGUGUUCCAGUUGACAUCCCAGAGGCACACUGUCUGUGUGCAGGAUGCAUCAAUCCCUUCACCAUGCAGGAGGAUCGCACCAUGGUCAGCAUUCCUAUCUAUAGCAAAAUCCCAGUGCGGCGGAUGCUGUGUGAGCCAACUAAGCCUUACAGGAAGAAGAAAAAGUGCCAUAAAGAGUACAAGAUGGUUAUGGAGACCAUUGCUGUGGGCUGCACUUGCAUCUUCUGAGGACACACGAGGAAGGGAUUUCCUGUUCCUAUUUCAAGUUCUUAUGGAUUAAGUACUAUUCCUGUUCUUCUAAACUUCUCUGUUCUUUUGCCAAAUGGGAAACACCAAUGUACUUUCAGAUGCUGAAGUCACUUGCUCAGCUCCCAUCUCUGCAUUACCCUCAAGAAGGCUGGCAAUAUACUCAGCCAGCAAAUUACUCAUUAUGUGCCCCAUUAGUGCUUUAGGCCCGUACCAAGGCAGAUCAGGCUACUUCCUCGCUUAAAUGAUAACAGCACUUGCUAUGAAGCUACAGCCACAGUCCCCACUGGCAUUUUUUCUCUUAUCUGGCAUCCUGAUUUGCAUAGGAAUUUAGAGAAGAAACAUUAGAAACGAGUGAGGGCAGGAAAAAGGCAUUGCAUGAUAUAGGCUAAAAUGUGUAUCUCUUUUCAGGCUUUCAAACUGCUUGGUGACUACUCAGCUUAUAAAGCUGAGUUUAUGGCCAACUUUUAGAGUUGAUCAAUAUACAGUAUAGACCAGUAUAUAUUGUCUGUAUGUGUGUGCUUUCAAGUCAGUCUUGAAUCCUGUUGACCACCCAGAUAAUUCCAUGAAGUUUUUCUUGGCGAGAUUUUUAGAAGUGGCUGGCCAUUACCUUAUUCCUAGAGCUAAGAGAGUGACUGGCCCAAAGUCAUCCAGCUGGCUUCAUGCAUUCAAAAAGCACCUUUUAUAGCAUCCUUCUUGAACAGUACUAGAACAGUGAGUAUAAAACACUUUGGCAGAACUAGCUAGCUGGGUUCACACUUUGUGGCAUUCAUAAGUCUGAUUACUAAACCACACUUGAUGGUGUGGGUCCUUACAAAAUACUAAGCCAAACCACACUGUGGUUAGCCCAGUGAGAACCUACUCAUCAACAGUUUAAAGCUAGAGUGCUCCACUGCCUUUCAAGUUGCAGCAGAGAAUAAGCCUACUCUGUCAAGCAGUGGAGGAAAGUGAGAGGCUUUUUAAGUCAAGAUUGUUUGGCAGGCUACUGUUCACCUUUUAGAACGCUAUCAAGAAACACCUUAUCUUAAUACCAGCAGCCCCAGGAGUCCCACACUCACAGUUCCGAUAACAGGGCCCGCAUAUCAGCAGGAAGCUAAAGGAGCACUAAGGGUGGCAUUUGUACCAAGAGUUAGUAGACUGAGAGGGCAGCAAGAGAGCCUAAGAAACCCACCAUGCACAUUACUGUGCACACACAGUGAGGGACCUGGGUAUCUGCAAUAACCAACCUAUGCCAAUUCCUCUUUUUUACCCGAUUCAUCCAUUUAUCCUUCACUGUGGAGAGGAACUGCAGCUCAGGGGCUGAGGACAUAAUCUAUUUGCAG